AUGUAAAAACACUCGAUUCAUCAACAAUCUCAAUAAUAAAAUUCAGCAGAUACCAAAAUACAAAUAUUGUAUUAAUGUAUUGUAGAAAGAAAGCACUUUUUUCUAAAUAAGAAAUAUUAUUUGCAAUUAACUAACCAAUAUUUAACACUUAGUGAAAAACAAAAUCAAUAGAAUCCAAAAUAUAGAUAUGUACUUAGUUUAGACAAUGUAUUCUCUUGGAUAGUAAAAGAUAACAAAAUUAUAGGAUUUUAACUUCCCUAUUAGGGACAAAUUAAAGAAUUUUUUGGAAACAGUAACGAAAUGUAGAAUCUGAAGAUUAAGAUGGCAUUAUUGGUUUGUUAUGAGAAAAUAGAUAAGUUCUAUAAAAAAGAAGAGAUUAUUUAAUCUGGUUCAUUCGGACAGGUUACGAAAGAGAUUUGUCGGUUUACAUAGAAAUCAGUGGCUAUCAAAAGAAUAUAGGUUGAGAAUAAUCACAGUCCAACAAUAAAAAAUGAGAUAGAGAUUCUUAAGAAAUUCAAGGAUUCUUAGAAUGUUUUGAAGAUAUAAGAAAUAUAUAGGGACGAUCACAAUUAUUAUAUUGUAACAGAAUAUAUUCCUGGUUCCAAUCUCAAGUAAAUCUUAGAAUAUAAGUAAAAGCCUUUUUCAUUAUAGGAAUCUUUAAAUAUUAUGGAAUAAAUUUUAACAGGAUUAAAGAGUAUUCACGCUGCUGGAAUUAUCCAUCGAGAUCUCAAGCCAGCUAAUUUGAUGUAUCAUAAUAAUCAAUUAAAAAUUAUUGAUUUUGGUUUGGCAUGUGUAAACGGUAAUUAACUUGAAUAAUAUCCAACAUGUGGUACUGCUGGUUUCUCAGCUCCUGAAGUACUUAAUGCUUGGAAUAAGAAAGCUUAAUAUGAUUUUAAAGUAGAUUUGUUUAGUGUAGGGUGUAUCUUUUACCAAUUGCUGACGUUGGAACUUUUGUUCAAAGGUGAUAAUGAAAAAGAAACCAUUUACAACAAUAAAUAGUGUCAAUUCACGAUCAAGGAGACUAGUCCACCGUUUGAUUUAGUUAAGUUAUUUCUAAAAUCAGAUCCAAAAGAAAGAAUUGAUUGUUCCUAAGCUCUCGAAGGGAUUUAGAUAUUGUAAGACUGUAAGAAUUUUGAAAUUAAUUUAUGGUUUCAUCAUAAACUGAAAUUCUAUAAGAAGGGAAGAUCUAAUUGUGAGUUCAAUCUAGAGAACUAAAACAAAUACACAAGAUAAGGCAGUUUAACAAGUCUUAAAAUAAAGAGUACAGAAAAAAUAAAAUCACAAAACAUAUAUGAUAAUAAUAAGUCUUAUAAUUUUCAUUGA
This is a messenger RNA of Paramecium tetraurelia, 1323 nucleotides long. RefSeq lists its product as uncharacterized. The record is from RefSeq and is a predicted model, not a curated record. The transcript is spliced from 4 exons. Gene Ontology annotation, biological process: protein phosphorylation; mitotic DNA damage checkpoint signaling. Lineage: Eukaryota; Ciliophora; Oligohymenophorea; Peniculida; Parameciidae. Gene Ontology annotation, cellular component: cytoplasm; nucleus. Gene Ontology annotation, molecular function: ATP binding; protein serine/threonine kinase activity.